AUGGACCACCGCGAAGGUACCAUGCCGAACUAUAGAGUUCCAGGAACCGCCAGAUCCUCAACGGCUGCAUCGACAACAUCCAGCUCUACCAGAAUGGCCCUCUUCAACUCCCUCACACCGUCCAGCACAGCCCUAGUGAGCGAGUGCGUGGACACGCCCUACCGUCAAAUUCCACGUUCUUUAAAGAUAUCGUGGCAAUGGAACAAACUACGAACAUUCUUCCUCGGCAACGAUGCCACCUCAAAAAUGUUCGCCGUAUCAGAACACUCAGGGCUUUUUGGCCGCACUGCAGGUUCGCCCUGCUUGCUCCUCCAUAACGGACCCACUGUGAAGGACGACAUAUUAGCAGCAGCAGGCGAAACAUUGCGAGACGGCUUAUCCGACCCUGGCGUUGUCGAGAGUAUCCUCAAUGUGUCUGCGGCACCUGGAGCAGACAACGAUAUUAGGGUCGCCACAGAAAUCGUACAGGCAGUGUACGAUGAUGAGGAACAGUGUGUUGUUUUCCGAUGGGCGAUAGAAACGAAGCAGGAUGAGACCCUUCAGGACUGCAAUUUCAUACGAGAAGAAUUCGAAUGGUCCAUGACUCCAUUGGAAGCCGCAGCAGAUGCCAAGUACUGCCACGAGUUCAAGCUUUACCGUGUCGGGGAUAUCAAGGCGCCCAACGAGUAUCUCGCCAUGGCUUCAUGGAAAGAGGCAGCAUGGAAGACGUGUAAGAUUGACUUCUCAGAUAAUGGACUUCAGCAAAAUUACGGCAACAGAUGGUCUCUUAUGGUUAUCAUGUCGGCGUUGAGGAUGUGGCAGCUAGGUCGAACAGGACAAGCAUCAUUGGAGUAUGUCUCAUGA
This is a messenger RNA of Fusarium sp. VM40, 843 nucleotides long. NCBI's taxonomy places the organism in Eukaryota, Fungi, Ascomycota, Sordariomycetes, Hypocreales, Nectriaceae. The record is from the annotation of a GenBank genome assembly.